Messenger RNA from Erigeron canadensis, 861 nucleotides. RefSeq lists its product as uncharacterized. The transcript is spliced from 2 exons. NCBI's taxonomy places the organism in Eukaryota, Viridiplantae, Streptophyta, Magnoliopsida, Asterales, Asteraceae. The record is from RefSeq and is a predicted model, not a curated record. Bases 111 to 632 code for a protein of 173 amino acids.
UACAAACAAAAAUAAGCCCGAUGACAUCACUAGAAACAUCCUCUGCUUUUGGUUUGGGUGUCAUACGCAAAACUUAACACACACACACACAACACUUUUGUUUGGGGUUAAUGGACACUGAUAUGAUGGAUUCAGAUGCUCCGAUGACAUCUCCGGCACCUUCGCCGGAGCUUCCACAUGCCUCCGGCCAACUUGAAGUUUCUAAAAGAUUGCUGAGUUUAGCUCGCCAACACUUUGAUCAGGGCAAGCCUUCUCAAGCUCUUCAAGCGGUGGUGGCGGCUUUGAGAGCGAUUGGAGGUGAAGCAGCUGCCAUUCAUGCUCUGAAUAGAGCAAAAGAGCUGUAUAAGGACAAGGUACACGAAGCUAAUGCUACUGAUGAGUUGGCUUCUUUGUUUGCCAAAUGUGCUAUUGCUGAAGCUUUGCCUAAAAUACAAGAGCCAACCCAAUUUUACAAUAACCAAUCCCCAGAACAAGAUGCUGUUGGAACAUCUAUAUUAGCAGAGACUGGAAGAAAGCAAGUCAUAAUGGACGCAUUCUCUGAUGGAACUAGCUUUGUUUGUUUGCAUUGUGGAGGUAUUGUUAGUAUUAAUCGCAAAGAUGAACACUAUGCUUUCUGGUGCGGUCAGAGGUAAAUUUUUUUACCACUGCACUUUAUAGUUUAAACUGUGAGUUGCCUACAUGGCUUGCUAUUUUGUUGUAGUUAUUAUCCAGUUUGGAAACCUCCUAGGGCAAAAGUCUGUGUUGAUUAUCCACAGUCCGGGAUCAUUGGAUAGCCUAGGUGAUAUAUUAUACAUGUGUCCUAAGUUAAUGUCUUGUAAAUUAGACUCGGAAAUUGAGAAAGAAUCUGACUGUUUGAUUGUA